Messenger RNA from Mucor velutinosus, 2448 nucleotides. RefSeq lists its product as uncharacterized. The record is from RefSeq and is a predicted model, not a curated record. The coding region runs from base 1 to 2448 and encodes 815 amino acids. The transcript is spliced from 2 exons. Lineage: Eukaryota; Fungi; Mucoromycota; Mucoromycetes; Mucorales; Mucoraceae.
AUGGGCCUUUUGAAACUAGGAAGUCUCUACAAAAAGAAGAGCAAGAAAGAUACAUUGCCACCACCGGUGCCUGCCCCUGUUGCACCUAAACUGGAGCCGAUUUCAUUGGGAUCGAAUCUUGGCCUCAACAACUCCUCCUCAAUUCAUAAUACCAAUACAAUAACAACCACAACAUUGCCUCAACAGCAGAGAAAUAUCAAUAACACACCUGCUGGAUCAGGAAGUCUAUUAGACGAUAUUUUUUCUGAAUUGACGACAACAAAGCCGGUAGCUCAACAAGAUGCCAUGCAGAACGACAUUUCAUUGGCUGUUGCCCUCUCACAACAGCUUCAAUUAGAAGAGAAGAAUAGCACAAAUGGGAUGAUGGGCACUAAGAAAGGAAGCAAUACCAUGUCGUCGACUAGCAACAACAGGAAUGAAGCAUCUUCCUCUAGCGUAGCAAAUUUCCUUUUAGGUAGUGACAGUAUCUACAGCAGUUAUCUAAGAAAUAUAUCAGCAUUGGAUCAGGAUCCAUCCACCACCACCAAUUCAACAUUCUCCACUUCCAUGUUUGAUAAUCUACUUGGUAAUAACAGGCAAGCAACCACCACUACCGCGUCUGCUGCUGCCACAAGUACCAACAGCAACAACAAUAACGCCAAUGUGCCCACCACUGCUACCAAGAUUGUACUGGAUUCGGAUAUCUCGGACUCUGACGAGGAUUCAAAAAAUGAUAGUGAAGACGAUAAUACGAGUCAACUACUAAACUACGAUGGAAAUCAACGUAUGACAAGAGGUGUACGACCUAUUAUGGAAAGACGAACGCAGGACAAUCGACUUUUGGUCCAACGUAAAAUCGACAAUUGGGCUAAUCGGGUAGAUCCUGAAGCCAAUCAAGUAGAAUCCAAUGAAUCCAUGAUCAACCGAAUGAAGGAUAGACAUAGAAAUCAGGUCAAAUUAGCGGCUUUGCGUCAACAGCAGCAAGAUCAGCAGCAACAACAUCCACAAUACAAUAUGAUGCCCCACCAUAUGGUAGCACAGCCUUAUGGCCCGGCUGCUGCUAUUCCUCUGUCACCAAAUGUCGUAUUACCACACCCAGGUAUGCUGAUGGAUCCAGCCCAAAUGUACUAUUCGACUCCUAUAAAUGAGUAUCCAGAGACGCCCGGUUCUCAUACGCAACCAACGCCACCACCACCACCUCCACCUGUACCAUUGCCUUCUGGCUUUUUACCAAAUCCAUCUCAUGCGACUUUGGCUAUUCCUCAUAAAGACAAAGAGGACAAGAAUGAUCAGCACAUGGCAGCAGCAGCAGCAGAGAGACCUUUCCCCUCAAAAAGCUAUUCCACUCCUACAUCGAGUUUGGGCCGUCCAAAACCAUGCAGAUCGCCACCAGCGAUGCCAGUAGCAGAAAUGACCCCUUCUUCAGUCAACAAUAGUGUGAGCAGCAGUAACGUAAAUAUCAAUGCUGCCAAUGCGCAAACACAGGAACCAUCACCUGUAUCCUCAUCUGUCACUUUACAAUCCUCACUUCCAACCGACGCGGAAGAUGAUCCCACAGAUGACACAUCUGCUAUGGUGGAAUCGCCUGUCAAGCAGGUGGAUGCCCAAUCUCCCACCUUGGAAGACGAAACAAUGGGAGCAGAAGCUGACGCAGAGAGCAGUGAUGAUGAAGAGAGAAAAUCUGUUAUUUUUCGCAAGAAAAAGUCCAUGAAAAAGCUGCGUCAAAAGCAGCAGCAAGGCAGUGUGGAUGGCAGUAGUGAUACAAACCAACGCCACAUACGAUCCUCAAGAUCAGUUCCCAAUCUGAAAAAGAAGCAAUCAUCUAAAAAGAUGAGCAAGUCCACCAGCCGAUCCAGCAGUAGACGCAAUUCACAAGAAACGUGUACACCUCCCUCUGAAUUGGUCAGCACGCCUCCUCCUUUGCCUUUGAAUUAUGAAGAAGAGCAUCAUUAUCAGCUACCACGUUCAUACAGCCAUCAGCAAAUGCAUCAAAUGGCUUCUCCUGUUCCUCCUUUACCACACACACAGUAUCAUCACCAGCAUCCACAGCAACAGAAUAGACAAUACCAACGUCAGUCAUUGAGACACAUGAAGAGCGAACCUGAGUUACCUAGAAAAAGUCAAUAUCUUCCAGCUCAACAGCAACAAUUGAAUAGUGAAUGGGAGCGCAUGCAAGUGCAUCAAAGAGAGCAGCAACUCAAGAAGCAGUACCUUCAAGGUGGCCAUAGCAACAGCUUACCGGCAAUUUCCACUAGCCAUCCACAGCAACCAAUGCCGUAUAUGCCCAUGUAUGCUUCUCCCGUGUAUUACCCCUCAAUGCCACCACCAUCUAUGAUGCCGUACUCUGGAAGUAGCGGCGUGGAUGCUUAUAACACACCACCACAGCAAGAUGCUGCUCAUCGUGCUAGUAUGAUGAGUAGCUAUUAUCAACAGCCACCUCAAGGAUAUUAUCAUCCCUCACAUCGAUAG